Molecule: messenger RNA, 794 nt
Organism: Owenia fusiformis
Lineage: Eukaryota; Metazoa; Annelida; Polychaeta; Sabellida; Oweniidae
Source: the annotation of a GenBank genome assembly
GGCUUUUUUCAAGUGUUAACAAAAUUUCUAUCACAUAGCAGUUCGGUUGGAAUUCUAAAGAUGUCUACUACGGAAAUGCAGCCAUUUUUAAAAGGAGAAAAGCCCUUAAGUUACUCCAAAGCAGGGCUAAUUGGGACCGGUGAGAGUGCAACGGAUGAGCCAGAUGAGAACAUAGAUACUGACUCACACACAAGACUUCAUGAAACUCCAACAAUAGAACAACAUGUUGACAUAUUAGGGGUAUAUGUCCCCAUGAAAGCGCUGAAUAUUUGCUUGGCUAUAUUCUCUGUGCUAUUUAACGUUGCUAUGAACAUUACCUUACCAUUACAUUCUCAAGCUGUUAAUAGAGCCAAGGGUGAUGAAUACAAUGUGCUCCUGUUCUCCGCAUUCUGGUUUCCUAUCAUCUUCUACAUCAUUGACAGGGACAUGCCAAUAUUGCCCACAUCUAAAUGGUACCAUGUAGUGAUGGUCGGAUCAUUUAAUGGACUGAAUGGAUUAUUGGUUGUGUAUGCUAGUGACCCUUCACGUACACCCCCAUACCCCAUAUGGUGGACAUUUUUCCAAUGUUCACCUGAGUUUGCCUGGGGCCCAGUGUUUAAUGAAACUACAGUGUUUACUCUGAUUGGAUUAUCUAUAAUGAUGCCUGGUGUCAUAAUGUACAACUAUUUUAGUCAGCAGGAUGUGAAAGAGAAAGAACAAUUGAGUCAAUCAACAAGACUUCAGCAGCCCUAGUCAAUAAAAGAUUUAUUAAUCUCGGACAAUAAAAACUCGUACAGCUCAAGAUAUAAUACAUA